Molecule: messenger RNA, 658 nt
Organism: Loxodonta africana (African savanna elephant)
Lineage: Eukaryota; Metazoa; Chordata; Mammalia; Proboscidea; Elephantidae
Product: stathmin-like
Exons: 2
Coding region: 1-570 (189 amino acids)
Biological process (GO): neuron projection development; regulation of microtubule polymerization or depolymerization; microtubule depolymerization
Cellular component (GO): neuron projection; cytoplasm
Molecular function (GO): tubulin binding
Source: RefSeq, a predicted model, not a curated record
AUGGGGAACAUGGUAGAUCUUAAAAGAAAGUCACAAAGUGUGGCCAGGUGGCUCGGAUUGAGCAGGGUUUUCCUUAUCAGUGGAUUGCAUAGAAUACACUGCCAGUCUCUUCUGUUCACCAGGGCUUCUUCUGAUAUCCAGGUGAAAGAACUGGAGAAGCGGGCCUCAGGCCAGGCCUUUGAGCUGAUACUCAGCCCUCGUUCAAAAGAGUCUGUCCCAGAAUUCCCCCUUUCCCCUCCGAAGAAGAAGGACCUUUCCCUGGAGGAAAUUCAGAAGAAAUUAGAAGCUGCUGAAGAAAGACGCAAGUCUCAUGAAGCUGAGGUCUUGAAGCAGCUUGCUGAGAAACGAGAGCACGAGAAAGAAGUGCUUCAGAAAGCAAUAGAAGAGAACAACAACUUCAGUAAAAUGGCGGAAGAGAAACUGACCCACAAAAUGGAAGCCAACAAAGAGAACCGAGAGGCACAGAUGGCUGCCAAACUGGAGCGUUUGCGAGAAAAGGACAAGCACAUUGAAGAAGUGCGGAAGAACAAAGAAUCCAAAGAUCCUGCUAAUGAGGCUGAAGCUGACUAAUUUGUUCUGAGAACUGGCUUUCUCCCCUUCCCCUUCCUAAAUAUCCAAAGACUGUACUGGCCAGUGUCAUUUUUUUUUCCCUCCUGAC